CCCUGAGCAAUGAAGUGAAGUGCACUCUCGGCUGCUGUUCCGAACGCUUGGACGCAAAGCGCGUCAUCUCGCAUAAGAACUGUCCAAAGCUCAAUAAAGAUCAAAGGCAUUGUUCCCUGCAACUUCACCAUUCGCUCCAAUGGCGCCGUCAAGGGCAUUGUUCGGUCCUGCGCGGAUUGCUGUCCGUCAAUUCCACCAUCCAUCGUACAAUACUCGGCAGAUCCGUGGAAUCUCAGCGUACGGCUACGAACAAGCCAAAUGCCUCGUAUUCGACAAUCACGGAGAACCCAAGAACGUCCUGCGCCUGCACGGCCACUCCAUCAGUCCUCCCCAUCGCGACCUCGUCACCGUCCGCUUCCUCGCGUCGCCCAUCAACCCUGCAGACAUCAAUCAAAUCCAGGGCGUCUAUCCUACAAAACCCACCUGGACUACCGCAUUGGGGACGAGCGAACCCAUCGCUGUGGGAGGCAAUGAGGGCGUGGCCGAGGUCCUGUCCGUCGGGAGCGGCGUGAAAGAAGUCCAAAAGGGCGAUUGGGUCAUCAUGAGGAAGCAAGGAUUUGGAACAUGGCGAACCCACGCGCAGACUACGAUGGACUACCUUUCGCCCAUCAGGAACAAAGACGGCUUGAAGCCGGAACAAGUCGGCACUGUGUCGGUCAACCCUUGUACGGCAUAUCGCAUGUUGAAAGACUUUGUCGAUCUUCAUCCCGGGCAAUGGUUCAUACAGAAUGGGGCGAAUUCGGGUGUUGGUCGAGCUGCGAUCCAGCUGGGAAAGCUGUGGGGUUACAAGAGCAUCAACGUUGUUCGGAAACGAGACACUGGAAUGGAAGAGUUGAAAGCUGACUUGCAGGGCUUGGGAGCAGAUGUCGUGGUGACUGAUGAGGAAGUCGAGAAGAAGGAGUUCCGCGACAAGAUCAAGGAGCUGACCAAUGGCGGACGCGAGCCUGUGCGAUUGGGAUUGAACUGUGUUGGAGGCUCCCUCGUCAACAGCAUGGCCAAGCAGCUGGCACCAGGCUCGCACAUGGUCACCUACGGCGCCAUGUCGAAACAGCCCGUCUCGCUGCCACUGAGCAUCAUGAUCUUCAAGCAAGUCGCCUUUGACGGCUUCUGGGUGAGCAAGUGGGCGGAGCAGAAGCCGGAUGAAAAGGAUGCAUGCGUGCAGGAGAUUCUCGAUCUGACGAGGGAAGGGAAGUUCAAGGAUGUUCCAAUGGAUCGUUUGACGUGGGACUUCAAUUCGAAGCAGGAGGAGCUGGUCAAGGCUGUUGCUGGAACGCUCGAAGGCUUCAGAAGCGGCAAGGGUAUCUUUGUCUUCGGCGAGACCUGACGCUCGGGGAGAUGGAGCGAGCAGCGUAAUAAGACGCUCAAUAUGUUAAAUACGAUCAGAAUGAAUUUCCACCCUUGCGUACUGAAGGUCUAGCGGUGGCACG
Messenger RNA from Neohortaea acidophila, 1427 nucleotides. RefSeq lists its product as uncharacterized. The coding region runs from base 140 to 1324 and encodes 394 amino acids. The record is from RefSeq and is a predicted model, not a curated record. Gene Ontology annotation, cellular component: mitochondrion. NCBI's taxonomy places the organism in Eukaryota, Fungi, Ascomycota, Dothideomycetes, Mycosphaerellales, Teratosphaeriaceae. Gene Ontology annotation, molecular function: trans-2-enoyl-CoA reductase (NADPH) activity. Gene Ontology annotation, biological process: fatty acid metabolic process. The transcript has a single exon.